AUGGGAGACAAUAACGACGAGGUCAUCCUCACAGACGUUGUGGUGGCUCGGCCCACCGUGGCAGAACAAAAUGAACUAAUUGCACAACUGAUGCAGCAGAUAGCAGAUAUGAGGGUCGAGAUGCAGCGAAGGCAGGACACGCCUCCACCCGGAUUCGGCCCUAAUUUUGUUGAUGCGAGGCCUCCGAUGUACUUCCCCUCGUCCAAUUUGGAUCCAACUCAGAACCAGCCGUCAACACCCGUGCAUAAUCCGUCUGGGAUAGAUUUAACAACCCAAAACCCCCAAUAUGCUUCCGAGAGAGAGUGGAAGGCAAGGGAAGAAGAAAAGAUCGACAUAAAGGAGGAGAUUAAAAGGGCAAUGAAAGAGUUACAAUGCGUUCUAGACGUCGCCGGAUUGAGCUAUGCGGAAUUGUAUAUCCACCUAGACUUGAACCUUCCUGAAGGGUUCAAAAUUCUGAAGUUUGAUACAUUCGGAGGGGUAGGCAACCCCAUGGCGCAUUUAAGGGCUUACUGCGACCAACUCGUGGGAGUUAGCAAAGAUGAGGCUUUACUGAUGAGGUUGUUCAGCCGGAGUCUGUGCGGUGAGGCCCUGGAAUGGUUCACGUCACACGAAACUCGCCAGUGGCCUAGUUGGAGCGCGUUAGCUAAAGACUUCAUCGAUAGAUUUGCGUACAAUGUUGAGAUAGUACCUGAUCGAUAUUCCUUAGAGAAAAUGAAGCAGAAAUCAACAGAAAGCUAUCGGGAAUUUGCCUACAGAUGGAGAAAAGAGGCAGCGAGGGUGAGGCCUCCAAUGACUGAAAAGGAGAUUGUAGAAGUGUUCGUACGGGUGCAAGAGCCCGAAUACUAUGGCAGAAUCAUUUUGUUAAUCGGAGCCAAGUUCGUCGAGAUAGUCAAAGUUGAUGAGACUAACGUAGACGGCCUGAAGUUGGGGAAGAUAGCCCGAGUAUCAGCAUCGCCUGGAUCUUCCGGACUGGUGAGGAAGAAGAGAGAGGAGGUUGCCGUUGUUUCAUACAGGGGAAGAAAAGUACCCAGGAACUCGUCGCGUCCUCAAGACCGCUCUAAGCCUCCACCAAAGUCUCACCAAGCCUAUCGUCCACAAUCCAAUCAUUCUGGAAACUGUAAUGCUGCCCCGACUUAUCCAGAUGCCCAAAUUUUGUCAUAUCAAAAUCCGCCCCCAAAUCUCCAAAAUUUUCCCUCCGUGUUUGAAAAGAGGCCCUCCAGAAACUUUACCGCGCUGGCUGAAAGCCGAACCAAGCUGUUCAAAAGAUUAUCUGCGGCCGGAUACAUCCACCCUGUAGGGCCCAAGCCCGUGGAUGUCAACUCUAAAUUCUACAAACUGGAGCAGAGAUGUGCUUAUCAUUCCAACAGUCCCGCGGAGCCGAACGUCAAUACAAAUCCGCUGCCGAAUCGUGGGGGUGGAAACAUCAACAUGAUAGAAACAGACGAACAUGAGUGUGAAACCAAGAGGAUUACUCCUGUUACGGAGGAAGACUUGGAAAAGGUUGUCUCUUCUUUAAGCGUCAAGGAAAAAGGAGAGUUCGUUAUUAUGACACCUGCGAAGGAUGUUGCCUUGGUGCCCUCACAAACUCUUUCCAAACCCAAGUUUGUCAUAGAAACAGUCGUGGCCCAAGGCAUGACUAGGUCUGGGAGAUGCUACACUCCUGAUGAGCUUGCUCUCGGAGGACAAAAUAAAGACCAUGCCAAGAGACCAAUAAGUUAA
Messenger RNA from Solanum lycopersicum (tomato), 1719 nucleotides. RefSeq lists its product as uncharacterized. NCBI's taxonomy places the organism in Eukaryota, Viridiplantae, Streptophyta, Magnoliopsida, Solanales, Solanaceae. The record is from RefSeq and is a predicted model, not a curated record.